Glycine soja is the source of this 2193-nucleotide messenger RNA. RefSeq names its product RNA demethylase ALKBH9B-like. The coding region runs from base 91 to 1320 and encodes 409 amino acids. The record is from RefSeq and is a predicted model, not a curated record. Gene Ontology annotation, molecular function: demethylase activity; mRNA binding. Gene Ontology annotation, biological process: mRNA catabolic process. Lineage: Eukaryota; Viridiplantae; Streptophyta; Magnoliopsida; Fabales; Fabaceae. The transcript has 7 exons.
AUUCUCUCUCCGUCGACUUGACUUGGCAAGUACUUCAGUCAUCAAUAAUAUCAGUAUGGAAGUUGAAAUCAGUGAUGCUUUGCGGUGGCCAUGGAGCUGCUCAGCUCUUUGAGGAAGGAGGACAUACUGGAGCUCUUCUCUCAUGGCUUCUGUUCCCACUGCGAGGAUAUUCUGCAUACUCGAAUUACAAACCUUCGUAAAAGAAAGUUGGAUGAAACUUCAUCUCCGGAUGAAGAAGGCUUUGAAUCUUCUGGGGAUCAUGUAGUAGACAAGCCAGUGAAUAUUGGUAAUGUUUCAAAUUCAGAAUCUUUGACUAAAAACCAUGAAAAACAAUGGGAUAGUCCUAGGAACUCCUCACAAAGGCGUGAUUCUACUACACCAAUGAAGGAUGAUAUCAAAAACAUUUUUUAUUCUUCACCUAAGUGUUUAGUAGGCUGCAAACAAUCUGAUUUCAAGUUGUUGUUAAAUGAUGGAAUUUGUGGAGAUUCUUCAUUUGAAAAUGGUGGGUUAUCAGAGGAAGAAAAGGAGCAGAUCAGGUAUUCUCAGGUUCACUGUAAAAAGGACUUUACCUUCGUUGAAAGGGUAAAUAGGAGAUACGUAAAUGUACUCCGGGGGCUUGAACUUCACACUGGAGUUUUCAAUGCUGUGGAGCAGAGGAAAAUUGUUGAGUGGAUUUACAGAUUGCAAUGGAGGGGACAACAAGGGAAACUGAAAGAUCGAACAUAUUCAGAACCAAGAAAGUGGAUGCGUGGUAAGGGCCGCGUGACAAUACAAUUUGGUUGCUGUUACAAUUAUGCAGUGGACAAAAAUGGUAGCCCUCCUGGCAUAAUGAGAGAUGAAGAGGUUGAUCCAUUACCACCUGUGUUCAAGCAAAUGAUAAAGAGGAUGGUUAGGUGGAACAUAAUUCCUUCCACAUGCAUUCCUGAUAGUUGCAUUGUGAACAUAUACGAAGAAGGAGACUGCAUUCCUCCUCAUAUUGACCAUCACGAUUUUGUGAGGCCAUUUUACACUGUGUCAUUCUUGAACGAGUGUAAAAUAUUAUUUGGUUCAAAUUUGCAAGUUGUUUGUCCUGGAGAAUUUGCCGGUCCCGUUUCUAUUCCUUUGCCUGUUGGAUCAGUGUUUGUUUUGAAUGGCAAUGGAGCUGACAUUGCUAAGCAUUGUAUUCCAUCCGUGUCGUCAAAAAGAUGUUUGACCGUCUUUGUUAAUACCACUAAACCACAAAAGAAAAAGAUAAAGGAGGAGAAGAAAUUAAAAAGAAACAAACUAGCUACAACGCAAGAAGGAGAUGGCUAUAGCAUCUCCAGGGGAGGUGAGGGAUAAGUGACCAAGGAGGUAGAGUCCAUUGCACCAUGUUUUGCAAGGAUAUCAGCGACCCCAUUGCCUUCACGUAAGGUGUGAUUAAAUGACAGACUCCAACUGAGGGACAUGAAGCUUUGAAUUCUUGAAACCAAAGGAGCAUAUGGAUGCCAUUACUGGACACCUUGCAGCACUAAUUGGAGAGCUGGCUUAGUUGUGUCACAAGAACGUGCACUCGUAACACGAUUAGAACAAUCUUUAAUAACUUGGGACACAACUAAGCUGGUGUUGACUGAUUUGUCUUCAAAGAUCUCGGAAUUGCGCACCUUCCAGAUGAACCAGCACGCAAUGGAGAGAAGAUAAUUCCAUGACCACCCGUUGCCAAACACCUGAGCUAAUGAGAGCUAUCAAGAUCAGUGUCAUGAUGGGAGACAUCUAACCUGAGAGCAUUCCAAACAACAACAGUUUUUAUGCAAUCUCUCAACCAAUGGAGGAUUGUUUCAUCACCAACGCUGCAACAAAGAGAAACAGACGAAAAGCAUUAGUUGGAAUACUUUUAUAUAUGGUGGGUGAGUUUAUGAAUGAAAACUCAGAGCAUGAUGCAACAAAGCUUGAGGCAGAAGCAAAAGAAGAAGAAGAACACAGAAGGACAAAAAGGGUAAUUAGUAAACCACGGUACCUUGAGGAUUAUGCAACCAAAUGAUGGUGAGCUGGCAAUACUCUUCUAGAAGCAGAAACCAAGAAUUCCUCUGUGCCAUUAGAGGCUGUCUCCAUGAUUAGCGCAAUGUUUAUUUUCCUCCAAGGCAUAUAAUACCAAAUUCUGUUAGAAUAUGUAUCCAGAAUGUGCACAUUGGAAUAUCUAUAUAUAUAUAUAUAUGAGGAUAUGUAAUUCUAAUA